UCUAACAAAAUAUCAGAAUUUUGAAAAUUUUCGCGAUUACUAUACUUCCUCUCCAGUUAUAGCACCUACCAUCAACCAACCAUCCACUGCCAAACCGUACCAAAAGUCGCUAAUUGAAAAAUCUAGAUAUACGAUCUAUGAGAGCAAAAUAAAACAAUCUAUGCAGAUAAGAUAAUCACACUAAUAACGCCAUCAAAAUGAUAACGGACGAUAAGAAGUGUUUAUCGCUGCAUUGAUCCAAACGAAUCGCCGUAGGCAGCAGAAGGUGUGGAGGAUGUCUGCGCGACGCAAAGAUGGAGCAUCCACAAAUGCAGACAGGGCUGUACUCAACUACCUGCAUCUUGCUGUGACUUUGGCUGUGCUUGCACUGGCUGUUCAUCUUGGCGAUGGAGGUUUCGCUUCCAGCAUAGACAAGAUCACAAGGAACUUGGACGUGGCCCUUUCAGAUCUCAGCGAUGACAAGAUUCACUACAACCCCUACAAUUCAACGGCACAUUAUGUGUCGGAUACAGCAUUCAACGCCAGGGGCAUGGCGGGGUUAUAUAACCUCACCGGAAAGGUCAUGGACGGCGUGCUGGCCAGAAAUUUCUUACCGAAAGAUCUUUUCAUAAUAAAUCACAAUCCGUCAGGCUUCUCAAUCAACCAGCAGGCGUUGACGUUUUCAACGAUCAUCCAUUCGUACUGGGUGAUACUUCUAGUCCUGAUCAGUUUGGUGAUUGUGGGCGUUUUUCUGCCCAUUUGCGGUCUCUGCUUUUGCUGUUGUAGGUGCGCAGGAAAAUGCGGGGCCAGAACCAGACCUGCUGACAAAAGGCGAGAUCUGUGUCGGAAAGUGUUACUUGGGGCUUUUCUGAUCGCUCUUGCUACUGGAAUGCUGUUCUGCGUAGUGUGCGCCUUUGCAAGUAAUCAGCAACUUCAAGAUGGUAUCAACGAUUUCCCGAAAAGCAUGAGAAAUAGCAGUAACGACGCCAGCACCUAUAUCAACGAUACCAAAAGACAAGCUUCUCAUCUACUAGUCACAAAUUUUGCAGAGUUUUCUGACCAAUUCUCUGACACCCUCAACAAAUCUGAAGACUACGUGAUGGAGCAACUGACUUUGUUGAGCAACGCAACAGCCAUGACUGAGCUGCAGACCUUCGUUAAAAGUAUUCCAAAAAUCCAGGCAAACUUGGAACUAUUGAAACAGGAUACGAACAGCCUCAGGGUGUCAGCCUCACAGUUGAAUGACGCAAUGAGGAAAGUAAAGGCCGAUCUAUUACAAACUCUGCAAGACUGCAACACACUACCUAAAUGUGCAGAACUCAAUAACAACAUCUCCAAGCUUCAAACGAAUAUUGAUUUCAAUAAGUUGCCAGACGUAUCUCAAACUAUCGAUAAGCUGAAAAAUUUACCUCUAAGGGAUUUGAGUGAAGCAGUAGAUCAAGGCGCGAAGAGGUUGGGAGGUAUAAAAAUCGAAAUCACCACGCGACUAAAGAACGUACUGAUAGAGACCAAGAAUACUGUCAGUAAAAGCAACGACACCAUUCAAGAAAAACUAAAGUACGUAGACGAUACGGUGGACUCAUUCCAAAGGCAGGUAGAUACUAACGUAGAAAAAGUGAUACAGUUCACAGAGAAGCAUUUGAAGGAGUACGGUGACUAUAGGAACUACGGUGGACUGGGGAUCAGCUGCGUCAUACUUCUGGUCACUAUCUUUUUGGCACUAGGCCUCAUAUGCGGCAUUUGCGGCAAGAGACCUGAUGGGUACAGCGAUAAUUGUUGCAACAAGGGAACUGGAGGACAGUUUUUGAUAUGCGCCGUAAUGAUAAUGUUCAUAUUUGGCUUCGUGAUAGCGGCAGUGACAAUAGUAGCACUUCUAGGAGGUCUGUUGACAGAUCGUGUAGUGUGCUAUCCACUACGAAAUCCAGAGAGUUCCACUGUACUGGACGUGAUUAGCGAUUAUACUAAAUCAUUGUCAGACCAUUCGGACUUGAAGAUUGAUGUUAAACAGAUGUUGAUAAGAUGCUAUCGAAAUGAAACGCUUUAUGAAGUAUUUGAGUUGGAGAGAAAGUUUAGUUUGGAAGAAAUAAAACAGCAAUUCAAUUUAUCAAAGUAUAUUAAAGACAUGCAGGAUAAUGUCAAUAACAUCAUUGAUGAUGAUUUCUAUUUAUUGGAUGAAACUAAUAGGAAAACAUUGGAAAAAUUAUCAGAUUUCGAUCCUGGAGUCGAUUUUGGUAAAUUCCAAGACGAGUUGAAACAAAACUUCACCAACCUGAGCCUGGAUGAAAUUUUAGACAAACUGAAGGAGAUAGUGGCCAUCUUAGACGAUGAACGUUACUUACAGACAAAGUCUGAACUUAAUUUGAGCAUUCUCCAUAUAGACACCUAUAAUGAAAAACUUCUGAAACCAAUGAAUCACACAGCUUAUGAAGCCAUUGAAACUGCUAUUGAUUUGGACGAGAGUCUUCGUAUGAAUUCUUCGGACUUCCACACAGCAAUUCAGACGCUAAUGGAUGAAAUUAUCAGUGCUGAGCACGUCCUCAAAGAAAAAGGAUCUGUUUUGAUUCAGGAGGUUGUGCAAAAAUUUGGCGAUAUAAUUUCAUCUCAAGUGAACAGCUAUAUCGAUCUUCUUGAACAAACUAUAAAACAUGAUUUUGCCAAAUGUGGUCCUUUGAGCAACGUGGUAAAAUCUACUUUGACAGCUACGUGCGACAAGAUACUUUUGCCUUUGAAUGGCUUUUGGGUAACCUUGCUGCUCACACUAGCCCUGUUCAUUCCAACGAUCGUGGUGUCUGUAAAAUUGGCCAGUCUUUAUCAAAAAUAUAAACCAAAUGGCGGAUACGUUGAAACCGAAUAUUUAUAUGAUGCAUACGCUGAUCGAGAUAAUAUACCGUUGAACAGUCAUGGGAAGCAACGGGGUAAAAAAAAGGCAAAAAAGGGACGAAAGUACGAGGACCGCCCACAGAACAUGGGCGGGGAAGUGGUGGCAAGAGAGUACGCAAUGGGGUCUCAUCAUCAGCCAGAUUCGAGAUAUGGAGACAUGGCGCCCAACGACUAUCUAAGAACCCGCUUUUAAUAAUAUUGCUAUUGCUAGGUGCGAACUAUCCCUCUAAUGUUGUUUGCGUUUCGUCCAAAUCAAUUGUUGCAUUGGGAGGAUUUUCCAAACGGGGGUCCACCGCAGUACCAAAGAGCUCCGACUGAAUACGAGAGGCCCCCACCAUACUACUAUCCGGCCUCUGGGGAGCAGUAAACAGGACGAACGUCUACUAACGAAGAAACAUACGAAGACUUUUAGUUAGAGAAAGAAAUACAGUUAGCAUAAAAAAUAUGCAGUCAGUUUAUACUUAUUCUGACUGUUUUUUCUCUUGAAGACAUCACGUUUCUACGUUUUUAUCUGAAAUAGGUCAAGGAUGUUUAGUGAAAAACAGCCUUCCUGUCGAUAGUAUUGACGUAUAUGGUCACCGCAGCCUCAGGUAAAAAUGGUAGUUAACAUAAUGACAUUGACAUAUUUCAGGUUAUCGCGCUGAUUUUGUAUAAGGUGAUUGUGAUGUAUGAAACUUCGAGACAUUUCAAUUUUGCUCAAUGAUGAUCUUAGCAAAAAUAGAAGUGAAAAUGUGAACAAUCAAAUCGAGCAACACUAUCUAUAUAAAUAAUUUAUUUUUGAACACGGUUAUUGUGAUAUUUUUAAACUGUUAUAUUUUUUAGUUCUCUGCAAUAUCUAGUUAGAAUAUUCUAAUAUUCCGUUUAAGUUAGGCGAUUUGAAUUUAUUAUAAAUAGUACUAUUUUUGUGAUUUUAGCGUGUGUUUUGUGCUAUGUGAUGCUCACAAAGAUCCAAACGCAUCGUAAUAUGUACUGUUCUAUGUAGUAUUGUAAUAUACGAUUGAACAAAUAAAGCGUUUCUAGGUAAAGCUUUCUAAUGCAAAAAUUAAACCUUUUUUUGGGUUAGGAUCAGUAGUUCCAAUGGUUAAACUCACUUAUAAGGAAUAUAUGUCAAUGGCUUACACAUUUCCCCAUGUAUUGAUUAGACGAACCUUUGAUUAGGAUUGCUGAUACAAUUUCAAAUAUUAAACACUAAGUAUUUUGAAAAUAAUAGAUUUAAAAAUCUAAACUUUUGAAAAGAAAUUAAUUAAGCCGAAAAAGCGAGGUGUUUUGUAAAAAGAUGUAAUAGAUAAAGGCUAUAGGCGAAACAAGAUAUGAAAAUUGCUCCCAAAUGUAUCCAAAUCUGGAUCAUCAAUUAAUGUAUGUUAUGUCAAAUCACCUUAUCCAAAUUUUAAGAUUGAUAGAUCUCCCCCUAGGGGCACCCUACCUCAAAAACGCGUUGAAAUAAUUUUUACGGGCGCAAUUUUGUUCAAAAAAUUUUGAAAAACCACCGAUUUUUCCAAUUUUAGACAUUUUUAGAGCAGGAUAACAUAACUCAAAGGCUCAAUCGAUGCAUACGUACAGGUUUUUGAUUUAGACAAGCAUUCUUUUAUUGACCGAAAAUAUAAAAAAUUGAAGAAAUACGGCGAAAACGCGGUUUUUUCUUUUUCACAAUUUUUCGGGAAACAAGUCAAAAUUUUGGUUGUGGUACCUAAAAAAAUGGACAAAUAUACACACCUAUAGCCUUUUCUGUGAACAUUUGGUGCAGUAAAAACUAUUGGUGAUAGUAGAGUAAAACUCACUACCUUGGAGACUGAGACGCAGUAGAAGGUGGUACGACAGAAGUAAAAUUUAGAUUAGUAGCAACCCCUGUCAUUAUGUCACAUGUGUAGCAUUUAAUCAAAACUCACAGUUUUUGGAGCUGUUUCUUAGAUAAGUCAUUUAAAAGUACUAUUUUCACGUACCCCACCUUUUAAAUAGAUCCUGCUUAAAACAAGAUAAAGACGUACAUGUUGAUAUUGUGUAAAAUAAGAUUAGUAACUGCCAAACAUGAACAUAUAUAUCGGUAAAGGUUGACAAACGUGAAGAAUUCUGUGUUCAACUUUAGUUCAAUUUUUAGAUUAUUUAUUCAUGUAUACAGGAGUGCUAUUGUACUGCGCUGCUUGUACGGUUCGCCCUGUAUCUACGUACGUGUUUCAACCCUUUAGAAUUCAGUGACACUGCAAAGUCAAAUAUUCAAUGAUAGCUGAUGGUCUCGCAUCGGAAAAAUACAACCUAUUUGUUUUUGUCUUUUGUUGAAAUGUGGUACCUAGGAUUUUUAUAUGUAUAAUUAUGUAUUAUAAAGUUUUAUAUUUUGUAGUUAUAAGCUGAUAUGGUAAAAACGAUUCAAAUGCGUGUUUUAAAAAAUACAGUUGAGAAUAUAAAUGCAAGCUUAUUUUUCAUUCGAUUCAAAUCAUACUCAUAUCCUUACAAGCAUUGAGCACAGAUAUGCUUUCCCCGAAGAUUGAACACAAAAUGUAUCAAAACUCUCAAAUAUAUUGAACUCUUCAUUAUUGAUUCAAAAUUAUGGUGUUAUUGAUUAAACAUGAUGUUUCAUGGCAUCUAUAUCAAAUUAUUUCAAGUGCAUGUGAGCUAGCAUAUAACUUAAGUAAUUUUUCGACUUUUGACUAAAUACUAAUAACGUGCGCAUUUUGUGUUCUAUAGAUCCCCAUCAUUCAUAAGAAAUGUCAUUCGUUAAUUCUAUUUAAUCACUGAAAUAUAUUCCAUUUCUAUAGUAAAAUUAUUGUGUUCACUUGAUUUGUGCUCAAUUUUUCCCCGUUACGGAUGUUCAAGCCAAAUUUUUGCCAUAUUUCUACUCUACUUGAAUGUACUGUUCAUAGGUGGAUAGUUCCAUUUUAAUUAUAAUAAAAACUGGAAUUUCUCAUCUUCUAUUGAUUUUAUUAAAGAUAUUAUAAAC
Messenger RNA from Acanthoscelides obtectus, 5791 nucleotides. NCBI's taxonomy places the organism in Eukaryota, Metazoa, Arthropoda, Insecta, Coleoptera, Chrysomelidae. The record is from the annotation of a GenBank genome assembly.